Molecule: messenger RNA, 2913 nt
Organism: Trichoderma gamsii
Lineage: Eukaryota; Fungi; Ascomycota; Sordariomycetes; Hypocreales; Hypocreaceae
Exons: 3
Coding region: 1-2913 (970 amino acids)
Biological process (GO): proteolysis
Molecular function (GO): serine-type endopeptidase activity
Source: RefSeq, a predicted model, not a curated record
AUGACAACGUUUCGAACCAUUCAUCAAAUUGCAAAAUUAGUUCGAAAAUUGGAAAUUGACGAGGAAGAAAGGAUAUUUUAUAGCCACCUUAGCCUCCAUUGCAUAAGGCUCCAAGAAUGCAUAACUUGCGCGUCUCAAACUUCAUCCCGAGUGGACAAAAACUUGAUCAGUAUCGCUCUGUGUCAGCUCAGUUCAUUGAUCUCCGCGACGGGCUCUCAGGAAGCGUCAUCUAAUACAACGAUAGUUCGGCUGAACGUGUUCAAUGCUCAAUGGAAUAAAACGCGGGAACAAGACUAUAACGAGAAGAUCGACUUCAUCAGAAGAUGGCUGAAACUUGGUUUAACCAAGGAGCAUCUUAAUUGCAUCAACAACGUUUUGGAAGAGUGCGCAGACAAGUUGGAAAAACAGCAGCCGGACAGGAUUUUGGUAAAAUCUGACGUUGAAAUCGCCAGAGACCAUAAUGGGCCAUCUUAUGGUGUUUGGAAAACAGCCCAGGCACUCUUUGACGCGUUGCUGCAAUGCGAAAGAUGUUCUUGCUCAGAACAACAUGAAUUCAAAGCCAAAUUGGAACUGGGAACCUAUCGGAAAGCCAUUGAAUCCGUACAAGAGAUGAAGGUCCCUAGACAUGUUCGGCGACGAGUUCUUCAUAAGGAUAGUAGUGCGACUGGUGCACUCGACUUCGGCAUGUUUCUUUCUACGGAGCGCGAUUGGCAUGAAAUUCGAGUCCAGACUGCCAAGGAGAGAGUUGUCGAGUUCGCUGUAGAUGGCCAAGUGGCACCUUCUUACGAUACAACAAGACGGGUGAAGAAGCUCUGCAAGUCAAUCAACAGCACAAGAUUAAAGCCAUGGCAUCGCUUCGUGCUUAAACUUACAAGCGGCCAACUUUAUCAUGAGGGAAUGGAAGGAAGCAACUUUUGUAUUGACCAAGCUACUGAACCAAUUUCCUUACUAAGAUGUUUUGAAGAGAGACACGAUGUCUUUACCGAGAAGACCAAGCGCCUUCUUUCUCUCAUUAUCGGCUAUGCUGUGCUUCACUUGAGUGGUACCUCUUGGCUUCGGUCUACCUGGGGCUCCCGAGAUAUUAAAUUCUUUCAGACAACAUCCCAAAAGACUCCCUUACGACCAUUCAUACAAGUUCAUUUAACCAAAGCUAAUGAAACUCCCGACGUUGAAAUCGAUAAUGAGCCUGAUGAUGACGCUGGAUUCGAGGACUUCAAUUCAGGACACCGCUGUACAGCGCUUAUUGCUUUGGCAGUAGUAUUGAUAGAGAUAUAUUUUGCGAAGUCUUUCCAUAAGCUAGCGCAGAUGAAGGGAAUUCCACUUGAGAGCCUUGACAACAAUAUCACGCUCAUUGACGUUGAUCAAGUUUUUGGUUCAAAUGAAACCGAGAUGGAAGGAUGGCGAUCUGAGAUCCCUGAAGACUCUUAUUUGCUCACUGCAAUAGACAACUGCUUGAACCCAGAACUUUGGGAGGACGAUGAAGGCAACGCCUUUGACAACCCAAUGCUCAAGUCUCGAAUUUACGAUGAUAUUGUUCGGCCCCUGGAGCUACAUCUAACAACCGGCUUCAGUAAAAUACAUAUAGAUGACGUUGACAACUACGCAAGGGGACUCGAUUUUGGUGGAUGGGGCCAGCCAAUAGCGGAUCAUAACCUACAUGGCAUCACGGCUGCUUCACCUAUCACAGCUUCCUUGACUACAACAUCACUCCCACCUGUAUACACUCCAUCGCCCGCGCUUACACUGAAUGCUUCAAACCAAGUCGAUGCUCGAUUUAUCAUGCCUGAUCUUCAGAGACUUGAACCAAAUUCCAAUGCAAACGCUUUGCUUUCGCUUUCCUAUCUUACAACUAGUCUGGAUUCAAUCUCGCGACCUGAAGCAAGUAUUUACAAAAAUCACCACUUUUUUGACGAUGAGACAGGCGAUGAGGAGAAAUCGAUUAGGAAAAAUAGGGAUUAUCUGAGUUGGAGAUCCGAGUAUUUGAAAGUCUACGACAAAUUCAUCACGGCGUAUCUUACGAGCCAGCCUCUAAAGCCUGUGAAAAUUGCAAUUUUAGAUACAGGCAUUGAGCGCGGGCAUGAUGCCUUUGAAGCUCGCGAAGAAGCUAUCAAAGCGAGACUGAACUAUUACAACGAAUCUCAAAGAAGCAUACCGGAUCUAAAUGGGCACGGCACUUUCACUGCCAGCUUGAUACUUGAUUAUGCCCCUGAUGCAGAGCUCUACAUUAUCAAAAUUGCUGAAAAAAAUGCCAGGCCUAAUGCUGAAACUGUGGCCAAGGCUAUCGAUCACGCGGUCGACAAAUGGGGUGUAGAUAUUAUUUCGAUGUCUUUCGGGUGGCCUUCAUCUGACUUUGAUGGCUACGGCUUCCUCGAAAGCGCUAUCCAUAGGGCUUAUGGCAAGAAAGUCCUCCUUUUCGCUGCCGCCUCAAAUAGCGGCGGUCGACUUGGUCGCGCAUAUCCCGCAAGCAGUUCUCAGGUCAUAUGUGUUCACUCAACUGAUGUUUUAGGAAAUGCUUCUGCCUUUAGUCCAACUGCUCAACUUUAUACUUUGAACCUUGCAACUAUUGGAGAGUCGAUAGAAUCAGCAUGGCCAACCUUCCUUUGUAGUGAUAAGUCAACUCCACCGAAUUACGUCAAGUCUCGCUCGGGGACAUCUUACGCAACGCCUAUUAUGGCAGGGAUUGCAGCAUUCCUGUUACAGUAUGCAAGAAUACAUUUGCCGACAGAAGAGGCGCUGAAAUUCAAGAACAAGGAGAAUAUGGAGGCAUUGCUCAAAAGAUGCGCCGAGAGAGGGCCUAAUUACGCUAUGAGGGAUGGGUAUUUUUAUGUCGAGCUAAGUUUGAAUCGGCACAACUUAUUCGGCGGGAGAUUGGAAGAUAUCAGCUACGAGAUAUCGAAAACAUUACAAAAGUAA